AUGGUAAACUACAGAAACAGGCAUCACGCUGAGCUUGAGCGAUACCGUCAGGAAUUUUAUGCUCAUAACAGGGCAGCACUGCGUCUAGUGGCAAACAACAUCUUGGAAGCAAACCGUGCCAAGGAACAGCAAAGGCAUGCUAGCUUUGAGCAGAAUUCGAUUGGUCACCUUUCUGUGUCCACUGCCUACUAUACAGUGUCUGAUUCAUCAAAACGAUGCUGGGAAGAAGACACAGUAGUCAACUAUUCAACUAUCAACGAGUUUGAUUAUUCCGAUAUCCAACCUAACACUGAUGACUAUUUCAAUGAAAUUUCUGAGGAGCCCAUCAGACGGAAACGAACAGCAGGGGAUGAUCCUUUGCGUGUUUGGCAUUCUGACGCUGAACUUUUUCUCGAAGAAUUCAUUUGUUUGGAGGGCCGUGGAAGUGACACUCGGGAUACCUGCUUCUGUGGCAGUGAUGAAUCACCAUUGUAUAGAUGCAGGGAUUGCCAUGGUACUGAACUCGUGUGUCGUCAAUGUGUUCUACACACACACCAGUGGCAACUAUUUCACCGAAUUGAGUAUUGGAAUGGUUCUUUCUUUCAAAGGACAUCACUCAAAUCCCUUGGCCUACGCAUUCAACUCAGACAUCGCUCCUGCUUGUUUCCCACAACAACCGUCAGGCCCAAGACCGCUGCAACUUUCCGUGCACUCGAAUACUUUCAAAUCCUAUCUUUUGAGUCGAAGUCAUCUGCCCUCGAGUUUUAUCACACUAUCGUACAUUUGACCGACAAUACAGGCAUCCACAUUCCCAAGGAUCACUAUGAAUCUCUUCUACGCAUGAUGCGUGAAUGGCGUUUCUUGAAGCAAAUGAAACAGUUUGGCCAGGGACAUCAUCCCGAAAGCAUGACUGCCACGCAACCUGGUGCAUGUGCGGUGCUGUGUCCGGCUUGCCCCCAUCCCAGAAAGAACUUGCCUGAUGAGUGGGUAAAUGCUCCGCCUGAGUCAAAAUUCUUAUAUGCACUUUUUGUAGCAAUCAAUGCCAAUUUCCGACUCGCUCGGCGUAAUGUUUCGUCAGACACUGUCGAUCCUGGACUCAAUCAUGGUUACACAUUUUUUGUCGAAGAGACAGCAUUCAAGUCUUUCCUCAAUUUGCAUGGACACAUAAUUCAAGAGUUUACUUGGAAAAGCACAUGUUCGAGCCACAACGCAGUCAAUAUGGCUGAUACAAAAGCAUCCCGCGGUCUUGCAGCAACAGGAGCUGGUACCAUUGACUGCGCACAACAUAACUUCAAACAGCCAAACUCGGUUGGUGACUUACAGAAAGGUGAAAGCAUGCUGUCGGCAUCUACCCUCCAAGUCAUCAAUAUUUCCUACGACAUUGCAUGCCAAUGGAGCAAAAAGCUCUGGACGCGCAUGUCCGCAUUCCCUCAGCAGUACCACCUGGAUCACAACUCCAAAACUAUCACCUUUCUGGUUCCAAAGUUCCACCUCCCCGCGCAUGUCUUGAGCUGUCAGACAACAUACUCAUUCAAUUUCAUCAAGGGGGUCAGGAGAACUGACAGUGAAGCACCAGAAUGUGGAUGGGCCGAUAUCAACCCAGUCGCCACUAGUACUCGCGAGAUGGGUCCUGGCUCAAGGCGUGACACCCUCGAUGACCACUUCAACGACUGGAAUUGGAAAAAGGUGUGCUUAAUGGAAUCGUUGAACCUUCACCGUGACUUAAAUGAGUUUGAGGCGGCACUCGAUCCCACCCAGUUAGCUUCUUGGAAGCGCAACAUCGAGGCUUGGGAGUCCGACCAUUCCCAACCAAAUCCCUUCGAACUCAAGGUCACUAUACUUCAAGCUGUCACCCAAGCAUCAGUUCGUUUAGCGUUGUCAAAGGCCGAAAGUGACGAAAUGGAAUGUGGCACAAUUAUGGCUCUCCAUGACGAUGUAUCACCGUCAAUGCUCAUUUCGUCAGGGUUGGAACUUGAAGAUCAGCAGCGGCGUCUUGAGUUUGAAGGCCAUAAAAUCGGACAACACGCCACAGAUUCUCAGCAGGCAACUCUCUUACAACGCAUCAAUUCCCUCCGCCGAUGCAUUGAUACGUGGUCGCGUGUGCAACUGCUGUAUAUGCCAUGCGUGUCACGGCUGCGUUCGUCUGACAACAUCGCUAUGGAACUCAAAGUCCAUAACAUCAAUCUACUUCUCCCCUCAGCAAUACCUACUAGUCUACCCUGUGAGCACCGCUUGCUGGAGUUCAAGUGGGUUUUACGGGAAGCACAGGCAAACGAUGCUCUAAACGACAUUCACAAUGUUGUCAAUUUGAAGUACCACCUAUACAAGCACAAGGACGCAUUUAUUCAAGGCCAACGUGCAAAUACUCGAGCAACUGGCGUGAUCAACAAUGCCGACAAUCAAAUUGACACCCUCGCUGCCAAGUAUAAUGCAGCAAGGGAUGCGCUCAUCAAGCUGGCACCGAGGUUACAGAAGGACAAUGAGUGGCAACUCACUCUCAAGCCACUUGAUCGCACAAAGGAUGCCGUUCCUUUGACACAAGAUGAUGGGACCACUGUUGGCCAGCAACGAGUGUCUUGGAUUUGGAAGACGCCUGGUGUCUCCAACAAUGCUGAAUAUGGCCUACAGGACUCACAUCGAUGGGAAGAAGAAGUGCAGUUGCUGAAUGAAGAAAGGAGGCGGGUGCUAGCCUUUUUCGAGUGGCAAGCUCUCUGGUGGGAGGCGCAGAGCUCACAGCGUGCUUUUGGGUCACCUGAGGCUGCAGAAGGCACAGCUGCAUAUGCACAUCGCCAGGCAUCGCUGCGGCGAAGGUUAGCUUCCCAUUUCAAGCUUAUGUGGGAAGGUAUUUAA
Suillus discolor is the source of this 2829-nucleotide messenger RNA. RefSeq lists its product as uncharacterized. The transcript is spliced from 12 exons. NCBI's taxonomy places the organism in Eukaryota, Fungi, Basidiomycota, Agaricomycetes, Boletales, Suillaceae. The coding region runs from base 1 to 2829 and encodes 942 amino acids. The record is from RefSeq and is a predicted model, not a curated record.